Caenorhabditis briggsae is the source of this 2235-nucleotide messenger RNA. It is a transcript of the gene Cbr-sid-1, whose product is annotated as Protein CBR-SID-1. The record is from RefSeq and is a predicted model, not a curated record. Gene Ontology annotation, cellular component: membrane. NCBI's taxonomy places the organism in Eukaryota, Metazoa, Nematoda, Chromadorea, Rhabditida, Rhabditidae. Bases 1 to 2235 code for a protein of 744 amino acids. The transcript is spliced from 6 exons.
AUGAUUGGCAGCCGCUACUUUGUUAGCGGAGUCCUGCUGCUCCUUCUUGGGCGUUUUGGCCUUUCCGAGCAAGACAACAAUGAAACGAGUCCGAUAAGCGUCCGGGAAUUUCCAGCGCGCCGCAGACAAAUCAAUGAUACACUUGUUGCUAACACGGUUCAUGUAUAUUAUCUGAAACUAGACGAAACCUUCAUUUUGGAUCUGACCCGAAUCUCUGCAGAUGUCUCCGAACCAGCUCUUUUUCGGAAAGAAGUCGAUACAAUUCUAGAAGUUACAGUUUCCAAUGGACGUGACAAUUUCAUACUAAAACUGCCUAUGAUCUAUCCGGAUUUGACUUUAUACUCUUACGGAAAGCUUCUAAACCCAUUGCGUAAGGAAGAUUUCGGGCCAAAGAGGAGCAAGAAGAACAAAAACUCGACUUUAUCUCAAAACCUUGUUAUCACUGUUCAAUCAAGACUGAGAGUGGAUAUAGAUUAUCAACUGCACCUGACUCGAUUGGAUAGGUCUCAGUACAAUUUAAGUUUCAAGGAAGGGCAAUCAACGAAGACACUUAACAAUCAGAAGCUCACAUUUGUGAAGCCCAUUGGAUUCUUCCUAGAUACUGAAGAGCAGAUUGUUAAGUCAUUCCAUAUCACAUUAACUAGUGCCGAUGAUAUUUGUGCAAACGUUAUUACGGCUCCGGCAAAUGAAUCCAUUUACGAACGUCCGGUCGACUCCGACAGGGCUGACAAUCGACGUGUGCUAACGUUUACUCGGAGAGCAGACAUUUUUUUCUCUGAAACCGAGAUCCAACUGUUCAAGACUUUCCGGAUAUUUGUGUUCAUUUCUCCAGUGAAUGCUCCGUGCUCAGGCAACACAUCUCGCAAAAAUUACAAUGAGAUCAAGAAGAUAACAUUCGAUUUUACGAGACUGGAACCGAAUUCCUAUUUCGUUCCGACUCUUGCCAUGCUAGUAUUUUUUGCUAGCCCCUGUCUUAUAUUCAUUGCCAGCUUGACAGUUAAUGUGAUACGGAAUCGUUCAGACCUCGUGGCGGAUUUGAUCUCAUUUUCUUCUGACCAAUCUGCAAAUACAUCUGCGAUCGCAGAAAAUAAUAUGGCUCACAAUGAAAUCGCGGUUAUACCAGAAGAAGAAAACCUACAAGUGCAAGAAAUCGAACCAAUCCCAAUCAAACAAGAUUCUCUAUCCCUUCAUGGUCAAAUGUUCAAGUAUCCUGUAGCCCUCAUUCUCCCAGUUCUGAUGCACACAGGAGUUGAAUUCCAUAACUUUACAACAUCCACUAUGGCGAAUCGUGAUGAAAUGUGUUUCCAUAAUAACGCAUGUGCGAAACCUCUCGGAGAGCUUCGAUCAUGGAACAAUAUGAUCAGUAACAUUGGCUAUGCGAUAUACGGGCUGGUUUUUAUAAUGGUCACAAUGUGUAGGAGAUGGAGGCAUCACUCCCCAUUGGUUGGUACUUAUGAAUGCACACUUCUGGAUAUUACAAUUGGACUUUUCAUGAUUCUACAAGCCAUUGCCAGUGCCACGUAUCAUAUAUGUCCCAGUGAUAUAGCUUUUCAGUUCGACACCCCUUGCAUACAAGUCAUUUGUGGUCUUUUGAUCAUCCGCCAAUGGCUCGUUCGUCAGGAAUCUCCAUCGCCAGCCUACACGAACAUUCUUCUUUUCUGCGUUGUCUCUCUUAACUUCCUGAUCUCCGCCUGUUCAAAAGCUUCCGGAAUUCGAUACCUAAUCGCAAUAAUCCAUUUUGGUGUCGUGGCGACAGUUUGUUUGGCGAAACGAAAAACAUUGAGAUCCAAACAAGUCUAUAAAGUCUUCGUUGGCACCUUCGCCAUUUUUAACUUCUUCGCUAUAACUAUUUAUGUGACCUCUUCAUACAUUCAUCUCAAUCAAAUCUCUACUUAUUGCUUCAUCCUCAACUGCAUCUUGUACCUGACCUACUACGCUUUAAUGAAGUUCGCAUCACGAGAAAGCAUAGAACUGAAGGCCAAAGUGUGCGGAGUUUCCGCAAUAUUCGGAUGGCUGAUUGCUGGAUUCUUCUUCUUCCAAGAUGACACCGAUUGGACGAGAACAGCCGCUAUGAGCCGAGCACUGAACACACCAUGUCUGCUUCUCGAUUUCUUUGGAUCCCACGACCUCUGGCACAUGUUCGGUGCAAUCGCUGGUCUAUUUACAUUCUUAUUUGUAUCUUUUGUUGAUGAUGAUCUAAUUAACACUCCCAAAUCCUCAAUUAACAUGUAUUGA